Messenger RNA from Entamoeba dispar SAW760, 1434 nucleotides. RefSeq lists its product as uncharacterized. Gene Ontology annotation, molecular function: polynucleotide 5'-hydroxyl-kinase activity. Gene Ontology annotation, cellular component: nucleus. The transcript has a single exon. NCBI's taxonomy places the organism in Eukaryota, Evosea, Mastigamoebida, Endamoebidae. Gene Ontology annotation, biological process: cleavage in ITS2 between 5.8S rRNA and LSU-rRNA of tricistronic rRNA transcript (SSU-rRNA, 5.8S rRNA, LSU-rRNA). The coding region runs from base 1 to 1434 and encodes 477 amino acids. The record is from RefSeq and is a predicted model, not a curated record.
AUGUACAAAUUUGAUAAUGCAGAAAUUGAGAAAGAACAAACAAUAUUACAUGUUCCUAAAGAAUGUUAUUUUUAUCUAACAGGACAUUUUCAAUUUGAAGUAUUACAAGGAGAUGUUUAUGUUAAUGGAAUUAAAGUAAUGAAAGGAAAUCAUUGUAUUGAACAAUCACACUUUAGUCCAGCAAUACCAUUUGUUUGUAAAACUAAUGCAGAUAUUCAAUUUAAACCAUUAACAACAAGUUGUGAAGAAUUAUAUGAACUUCCAAGUUCAUAUUUAAUGAAAGAAACAACAAAAGAAGAUACAUUACUUUCAUCAAAUGCAUUUACAUUUGGAGGAAUAAGAAUUGUUAAUAAAUCAUUGGCAAAUAAAAUGAAUAUUCCAAAAAAUUGGAGAAGAGUAAUUCAACGAAUAAAAAAUACAGCAAAACAAGGAGUUGUAAGAGUUGGAGUUGUAGGAGGAAAAGGAGUAGGGAAAUCAACAUUUGUUAAUUUAUUAAAGAAUUCAUUAGUUGAAGAUAAUAAAGUGUGUAUAAUUGAUGUAGAUCCAGGACAACCAUUUUGUGGUAAAAUAGGAACAUUUUCAUUAAUAGUUUGUGAUAAACAAAAUUUUAAUGAAUCAUAUAUUGGAAAAACAUUUUAUGAAGAAAAUAAUUUUGUUAUUGGAUCAAAUAAUUUAGGAAAUAAUACUUGUCUUGUUGUUCAAACAAUUAAAGAACUUAUUCAACUUUAUAUAAAUAAAUAUAGUAAUCUUCCUCUUAUUAUUAAUACUGCUGGAUGGAAAAGUGGUUUUGGACUUGAAUUACUUGAAUUAGAAUUAUCAUUAAGUAGAACAAUGUUUGUUAUUGACAUUAUUGAUUCACCAAAUUCUAUCAUCAAAGAAUUAGAUCAAAUUUGUCCAAUUCAUAUAGCAAUUCAAUCUUGUGUUAAUAAAGGUUCUAUUCUUCCUAAUUUAUUAAUUUCUUCAUUUAAAAGAGAUUUAUCAUUAUCUAAUUUAAUGAUACAUUCAAAUUGGUAUUCUAUUCCUCUUAAAAGAAUUGCUCUUUCUUAUUUAGAUGAUUUUGAUCCUCAUUUUGCUCUUCUUUCAAUUAAUAAUAAAUAUGUAUUUCUUUCUCAUAACCAUUCACUUGAACCUCAUAUUAUUAAUAAUAUAACUGAUUAUCCUGUUUUUUAUAAACCUGAUAAUAAAUCUGCUCUUUCUACAUUUGGAAUUGGAUUGGCUCUUGUUAAUGUAACUUCAAAAACACUUUAUAUAAAAACUUCAAUUGGUGAUGAUAAAAUGAAAGAUGUUAAUACAAUUAUUUAUUCAGUAUUUAUGGAUUCUCCUGUAAUGCAUCCAAUAGUUGAUGGUGAAAUUGGACCUUAUAUGGCAUUAGAUCAAGAUGUCAGUGGAUCAGAACGUUCUCAGUUUAAAUUUAUAAGAAGAAAUUUUGAUUAA